CCUUACCCGACCGAUGGUCGCCAUUCCCGUGCUCAGCACUAAGCUGAGCACUGAGCUGAGCACUGUCAUGAACCCGAGCUUCAAAGUGUAAGAUUAUGCACCAUAUAAAAAAGGCAGAAAUCAUGGUAUAAAUGUGCACCGCUUCGCUAGGGAAUGCGCAAUUGUCUUGUCCCUGAGAAAAGUAAAUCGCUUCCACGAAAUCAGCUCCACGACCUCAUCCUGCACACCUAGUCCCUACCAAAGAUGAUCAUCUUCGUCACUGGCGCAUCUGGCUUCGUUGGUCGAGCCUUGGUCCCCAAGCUCAUCCAGAAUGGUCACAAGGUACUCGGUCUGGCGCGUUCCACCGCUUCGGCAGACCUUCUCACAUCUCUAGGUGUAGAGCCCAUCCAUGGAGGCAUUGAAGACCACUCCGUCUUGCAGGAAGGCUGCAAAAGAGCAGACGCCGUCAUCCACUUGGCUUUUAUCCACGAUUUUGCCAACUUCCAGGCAUCUUGUGAGGCAGAUCUAGAGUCGAUCAAGGCGAUGGGGAGUGCUUUGGAGGGAACCGGCAAGGUCUUUCUUGGUACAUCAGGGCUGUUGGCACUCGGAGGCGUCGGCACUCAGGACAAUCUAGCUGACGAGGAAACCGCCAUUCCGGCGAGCAAUCAGAGGGCCCGGUAUGCGGCCGAACAGUACGUAAGCAAUCAGAUGAGGGCUAUGGGAAUCAAGAGCAGUGUCAUCAGACUUUCACCGACGACUCAUGACGAAGGGGACAAGGCCUUCAUACAUUUGAUCAUUGGAUCCUGUGAAAAGGCAGGCUACGUCUGCUACCCUGGCGACGGCACGAACGUCUGGGCAGCUGUACAUCGCCAAGACGCUGCAGAACUGUAUCUCCUCGCUGUAGAAGCAGCACACAGCUCCAAGCCAGUGCCUGCCGUUCUUCACGCAGCGGGAGAAAUCGUUGCAUGGAAAGACAUUGCCGAGACGAUUGGCAAGGCCAAGAACCUUCCUGUCAAAGGGGGCGUAUCGCAGGAGGAGCUGGGGAAAGUUCUGUCCUUCAUAGCGCACUUUGUCGUCCUCGAUACCCAUGUCUCAGCAAAGAAGACGGCAGCGGCAUUAGGAUGGGAAGUGAAGAAUAUCGGCUUGCUGGCUGAUAUCGAAGCUCAUUACUAAGUUGCACAUGCGGCUAGCAGAUGUGCAGCAGUAUGUCGGCUAGCAUACUGUACUUCCUCGUCGGGUCCACGUGCCCUUGUAGCGUCUCGCGUGUGGAAUUCUACUGCUUUCCUCACACUUUAGUUGCCGUAGUCUGACAGUCUCUUUGUGUGUGCGAACCUCGAUGUGUAACCUGUUGGCAGAUAACCCUAAGGACAAUCAGCUUCUUCUUCCAAUUAUGGACAAGCCCGGACU
Microstroma glucosiphilum is the source of this 1386-nucleotide messenger RNA. Its product is annotated as NAD-dependent epimerase/dehydratase. The coding region runs from base 244 to 1152 and encodes 302 amino acids. NCBI's taxonomy places the organism in Eukaryota, Fungi, Basidiomycota, Exobasidiomycetes, Microstromatales, Microstromataceae. The transcript has a single exon. The record is from RefSeq and is a predicted model, not a curated record.